AACAGGAAAUGCGAAGAGGAAAAUAAUCUAGAAGGAUGUAGCUAAAUGCCAGGCGACUUGAGUUUGUAGAGGAGGCUGCCUGACAUUGUUUGCACGUGUUAUGGCAGUGGCGUUUCAUUUGAUCUGUUUCGUGCAGCUUCUCCCCGCAUACAGGACCUCGCCAUAUGAGGAACAAUAAUUCAAACUGGAUAAGUUUCCCCGCAAUAGGAAGGCUCAAACACGAUCAAGGUUCAACAACAGGGCAUACUUUCAUUAAGUUAUAUAGACGGCGUAAGGUCAUCAUCACUACAGCGCAACCUAGGCUACAAGCGAGCACCACUCGGGUCGCUCUAUGGAAUAUGAACAACUGUGUCUCCCAGACCAGCAACCGGACAGCAGACCCUUUGGAGGGUCAUGAGGUAUGGGAGGUGCUGGUGAUUGUGAUCAUCACAGUGCCCCUCUCUCUGGUCACCAUCCUUGGCAACCUGCUGGUUUUGAUCUCCUUCCGGGUCAACAGCCAGCUGCGCACCGUCAGCAACUACUUCCUGUUGAGCCUGGCGGUGGCAGACUUAAUCCUCGGCGCCGUUUCCAUGAACCUGUACGCCGCGUACAUCAUAAUGGGCCGUUGGGCCCUGGGGAGCGUGGCCUGUGACCUCUGGCUGGCCGUGGACUACGUGGCUAGCAACGCGUCCGUCAUGAACCUGCUGGUGAUCAGCUUCGACCGCUUCUACUCCGUCACGCGGCCGCUGACCUACAGGGUCAAGAGGACGACGCAGCGGGCGGUGGCGGCCAUCGUCCUGGCCUGGGCCGUGUCCUUCGUCCUGUGGGGCCCCGCCAUCCUCUUCUGGCCGCACGUGGUGGGCAGGGCCUCGGAGCGCCAGGACAGCUGCUCCAUCCCCUUCAUGGGCGACGCCGUGCUCACCUUCGGCACGGCCAUCGCGGCCUUCUACCUUCCGGUCACCAUCAUGGUGAUCCUCUACUGGAAGAUCUACUGGGAGAUCGAGCAGCGCUCCCAGGGUCGGGAGGGGCUGCUGGGGUCUGUGAGCAGCGCAGGGGGUCCCCAGGGCUCCGGGGGGAGGUCUGUCAGCAGCACCAAGAGCAGCUCCAGCAGCGCCCGAGAGGGCCCAGGGGGGAAGGAUCCAUGCAGGGAGGACUCCCAGGGGAGAGGGUCAGCCAAACCCUCCCUGCCCCCCACCACGGGCAGCAACGGGGAGGGCUGCGCAGGAAGCAGGGGGGCAGAAGGAGGGAGGGGCUCUACUGCCUCUCUGUCCUCGGAUGAGGAGUCAGAGCAGAGGCAGGUGAGGCCCAGAACGGUAUCAGGUCCUCCGGCCACGCUCCCUCUCAGCGAGGCCCCAGACACCGCCCCCCCCCCGGGAGACCCCCCGGCCCUCAGGGUGGAGGACCUCCGAGGCCGGCAGCCUUCCCUCCGGGGCUCCAGCUUGUCCGAGUCCAGGCGAACCAGACAGCCCAAGGCCAGGCGGAGGAGGAACAGGAUGAUCACGGAGAAGAAGGCAGCCAGGACCCUGAGUGCCAUCCUGCUGGCCUUCAUCCUCACCUGGAGCCCCUACAACAUCAUGGUGCUGGCCUCCUUCUCCUACUGUGUGCCUGAGAAGCUGUGGCAGCUGGGCUACUGGCUGUGCUACAUCAACAGCACCGUGAACCCCAUCUGCUACGCCCUGUGUAACAAGCACUUCCGGGUCACCUUCAAAUCCCUGCUGCUCUGCCGGCUCGGGCAGAGGGACUGGGGGAGGACUCGCCACGGCAACUCCGCCACGACCCGGAUGCAGAGAACGGGCAGCACUGUGAGGAGCCCCCAGGACCCUUGACCUCUGACCUCACCCGUGGUACAGAAUUUGACUGCAGAUCUUGAGGUCGCAGGUUUGAAUCUUCCCCCUGUACCAGCCCACCUGUUACCUUGGCAGGUAUCUGCUAAAUGAAUCAUUUUCAAUAAGACAUUAAACACAAUUGCAUAUGUUUACAGAGACUACAGAGUCACUAUAUACAGGGUUCCUGCAGGUUUUAGUAAAUCAAAUUUAAGACCCUUUGAAGGCAUUUUAAGACCAUAAAGAUUCAAAUUAAGAUUGAAUCGUGAGGUACCAAAAUAUUCCCACCCAUAAUAGACAGUAAGCUGUACAUUUCUGUUUAAUAUUUAUCCGUGUUGCAGAAAUAAAUAAGUCUAUUCAAGAAAAGUCUACUUAUCGUCAUUGUAUUUUGUGAACAAGUUCUUAGAAAUCUGUCGGCAAACUUUCACUUGUUUUGUAAGUAUGAUUAGAAGGCAGAGUAUUCUGUUUUAUAACUUGGCAUUAGCAGAAACAAAACAUACUUGUCCUUUGGCAUUUAGUAGUGUCAUAAGGGCAAUUACACCGUCUUGUAGAAAGUAACUUUGCAGGAACCCUCUGUGGCUCAGUGGGUAAGCAUGUGUACCAUCACGUCUACUGCCAAACACUGUAGCCCUGGUUCAAAUCUUCCUCAAACCUAUUGAUAAUUCAUUUAACUGAUAU
This is a messenger RNA of Osmerus eperlanus (European smelt), 2480 nucleotides long. Its product is annotated as muscarinic acetylcholine receptor M1-like. Gene Ontology annotation, biological process: chemical synaptic transmission; G protein-coupled receptor signaling pathway, coupled to cyclic nucleotide second messenger; adenylate cyclase-inhibiting G protein-coupled acetylcholine receptor signaling pathway. Gene Ontology annotation, cellular component: synapse; plasma membrane; dendrite. Lineage: Eukaryota; Metazoa; Chordata; Actinopteri; Osmeriformes; Osmeridae. The transcript is spliced from 2 exons. Gene Ontology annotation, molecular function: G protein-coupled acetylcholine receptor activity; G protein-coupled serotonin receptor activity. The record is from RefSeq and is a predicted model, not a curated record. The coding region runs from base 165 to 1805 and encodes 546 amino acids.